CAGGGUCGGAGGUCACCAGGCAGGGAACCGAGCCCAAGUGGCGUGGGGAAAGGGGAUGGAGGCCGGACGUGGCCAGCGGACUCGGGGCUUGACUCACACACUCACACAAAAGAGGCCGGAAAGUGUCCGGAGGAAGCCGACGCGUCGCGGAGGACGGAUCCGGGACCCUGACGCGCCCGCCCCGCGGGGCUGUGUCCCGGGUCCACAGCCGCACUCACCCGCCGCGCUCUCCGCCACCGUCACCACCGCGGCCGCCGCCAAUGAAACUCCUCCUGUUCCUAGUGGUUUUUUCCACUUUGUUGAAUUGUUCCCAUACUCAAAAUUGCGCCAAGACACCUUGUCACCGAAAUGCAAAAUGUGAAAAAUACAAUGGAAAUGAAGCCUGCUAUUGCAACAUGGGAUUUUCAGGAAACGGCAUCACAGUUUGUGAAGAUGAUAAUGAAUGUGAAAUUUUUGCUCAGACCUGUGGCGAAAAUGCUAAUUGCACUAACACAGAAGGAAGUUAUUAUUGUAUGUGUGUACCUGGUUUUAGAUCCAGCAGUAACGAAGAAAAGUUUAUCACUAACGAUGGAACCUUCUGUAUAGAUAUAGAUGAGUGCAGUGAAUCACUUGUCUGUGGUGAUCACGCCGUAUGUGAAAAUGUCAAUGGUGGAUAUAACUGCUCCUGCAAAGAAGGUUAUCAUACAUCCACAGGAAAAUCACAGUUCACACCUAACGAUGGCACAUACUGCCAAGAAAAUGUGAAUGCAAACUGCCAUUUAGAUAAUGUCUGUAUUACUGCAAAUAUUAAUAAAACUUUAACAAAGAUCAGACCUAUAAAAGAACCCAUGGCUUUGCUGCAAGAAGUCUAUAGAAAUUCUGUGACAGAUCUUUCACCAACAGAUAUAAUUACGUAUAUAGAUAUAUUAGCUGAAUCAUCUUCAUUGCUAGGUUACAUGAACAACACUCUCUCAACCAAUGACACUCUUUCUAAUUCAACUCUAACUGAAUUUGUAAAAACCGUGAAUAAUUUUGUUCAAAGGGAUACAUUUGUAGUUUGGGACAAGUUAUCUGUGAAUCAUAGGAGAACUCAUCUUACAAAACUCAUGCACACUGUUGAACAAGCUACCUUAGGGAUAUCCCAAAGCUUCCAAAAGACCACUCAGUUUGAUACCAAUUCAACGGAUAUAGCUCUCAAAGUUUUCUUUUUUGAUUCAUAUAACAUGAAACAUAUUCAUCCUCAUAUGAAUAUGGAUGGAGAUUAUAUAAAUAUACUUCCAAAGAGAAAAGCUGCAUACGAUUCAAAUGGCAAUGUUGCAGUUGCAUUUUUAUAUUAUAAGAGUAUUGGUCGUUUGUUUUCGUCAUCUGACAACUUCUCAUCGAAACCUCAAAAUCAUAAUAAUUCUGAAGAGGAGGAAAAAGUCAUCUCUUCAGUAAUUUCAGUCUCAAUGAGCUCAAACCCACCUACAUUAUAUGAACUUGAAAAAAUAACAUUUACAUUAAGUCACCAAAAGACGACAGAUAGGUAUAGGAGUCUAUGUGCCUUUUGGGAUUACUCACCUGAUACCAUGAAUGGCAGCUGGUCUUCAGAGGGCUGUGAGCUGACAUACUCAAAUGAGACCCACACCUCAUGCCACUGUAAUCACCUGACACAUUUUGCAAUUUUGAUGUCUUCUGGCUCUUCCAUUGGUACUAAGGAUCAUAAUAUUCUUACAAGGAUCACUCAACUAGGAAUAAUUAUUUCACUGAUUUGCCUUUCCAUAUGCAUUUUUACCUUCUGGUUCUUCAGUGAAAUUCAAAGCACCAGGACAACAAUUCACAAAAAUCUUUGCUGUAGCCUAUUUCUUGCUGAACUUGUUUUUCUUGUUGGGAUAAAUACAAGUACUAAUAAGCUCUUCUGUUCAAUCAUCGCUGGACUGCUACAUUACUUCUUUUUAGCUGCUUUUGCAUGGAUGUGCAUUGAAGGCAUAUAUCUCUAUCUCAUUGUUGCGGGAGUCAUCUACAACAAGGGAUUUUUGCACAAGAAUUUUUAUAUCUUUGGCUACCUAAGCCCAGCCGUGGUAGUCGGAUUUUCAGCAGCACUAGGAUACAGAUAUUAUGGCACAACCAAAGUAUGUUGGCUUAGCACCGAAAACAACUUUAUUUGGAGUUUUAUAGGACCAGCAUGCCUAAUCAUUCUUGUGAAUCUCUUGGCUUUUGGAGUUAUCAUAUACAAAGUUUUCCGUCACACUGCAGGGUUGAAACCAGAAGUUAGUUGCCUUGAGAACAUAAGGUCUUGUGCAAGAGGAGCCCUGGCUCUCCUGUUCCUUCUCGGCACCACCUGGAUCUUUGGGGUUCUCCAUGUUGUGCACCCAUCAGUGGUUACAGCUUACCUCUUCACAAUCAGCAAUGCUUUCCAGGGGAUGUUCAUUUUCUUAUUCCUGUGUGUUUUAUCUAGAAAGAUUCAAGAAGAAUAUUGCAGAUUGUUCAAAAAUGUACCCUGUUGUUUUGGAUGUUUAAAGUAAACAUAGAGAAUGAUGGAUAAUUACAGCUUCACAAAAGUAAAAAAUCCAAGCAGUGAGUGACCAAUGUAUAAAAAUGACUCUAUCAAAUUGUGCAAUUAUUACUAGACAAAAAGUAUUUUAAAUCAGUUUUUCUGUUUACACUAUAGGAACUGUAGAUAAUGAGGUAAAAUUAUGUAUCAUAUAGAUAUGGCAUGCUUUUCUACAUGAAAUAGUUCUGUCAAAAAUUGUAUUGCAGAUAUUUGGGAAGUAAUUGGUUUCUCAGGAGUGGUAUCACUGCGCCCAAGGAAAGAUUUUCUUUCUAACACAAGAAAUAUAUGAAUGUCCUGAAGGAAACCACUGGCUUGAUAUUUUUGUGACUCAUGUUGCCUUUGAAACUAGUCCCCUACCACCUUGGUAAUGAGCUCUGCUACAGAAAGUGUGACAUAAGAGAAUGAAGGGGCAGAAUAUCAAACAGCGAAAAGGGAAUGGUUGUUAUCAUAAUGAGAUGUAUUUUGAAUAAACUUGUUUUUCUGUAGACUACCUGAGAAAUUGUUGAGAUAAAAUAAAGAAUUGAAGAAACGCAGCUUACUAUUU
This is a messenger RNA of Callithrix jacchus (white-tufted-ear marmoset), 3056 nucleotides long. RefSeq names its product adhesion G protein-coupled receptor L4 (gene ADGRL4). The record is from RefSeq and is a predicted model, not a curated record. Lineage: Eukaryota; Metazoa; Chordata; Mammalia; Primates; Cebidae. Gene Ontology annotation, cellular component: plasma membrane. Gene Ontology annotation, biological process: cell surface receptor signaling pathway; adenylate cyclase-activating G protein-coupled receptor signaling pathway. Gene Ontology annotation, molecular function: G protein-coupled receptor activity; calcium ion binding.